CUACACUGAGCAGAUGAGCCUAGAGCAGCAGCCCCUGAUCAUGUGACUCCUCCUCCAUGUGACUGAUCACCUGACUGUGACAUCAUCGCAGGUCCUGUUAGUACCCUUCCUGUACAGCUCUGAGGAAGGAGGGAGAAGAUAUGAACAAUAUUAAUGUUCCAAAGACAGAUUGGAGCGGUGAUGAGCAGUAUAAGGAGAACAUUCCUACAGGAAAAGAUCUGAUCUAUAUUAACGCUGCAGACAUAAAGGAAGGAGAAGAGACAGAUGUGAGCGGUGAUGAUCAGUAUAUGGAGGACAUGCCUACAGGGAAAGAUCCAAUCUAUAUUAAAGCUGCAGACAUAAAGGAAGAAGAAGAAGAAGAGACAGAUGUGAGCGGUGAUGAGAAGUAUAAGGAGGACAUUCCUACAGGAAAAGAUCUGAUCUUUAUUAAUGCUAAAGAUAUAAAGGAAGAAGAAAAUACAGAUGUGAGCGGUGAUGAGCAGUAUAUGGAGGACAUUCCUACAGGAAAAGAUCUGGUCUAUAUUAACGCUGCAGACAUAAAGGAAGAAGAAGAGACAGAUGUGAGCGGUGAUGAUCAGUAUAUGGCAGACAUUCCUACAGGGAAAGAUCCAAUCUAUAUUAAUGCUACAGACAUAAAGGAAGAAAAAAAAACAGAUGGGAGCGGUGAUGAGCAGUAUAAGGAGGACAUUUCUACAGGAAAAGAUCCAAUCUAUAUUAAUGCUAACAAUAUAAAGGAAGAAGAAAAUACAGAUGUGAGCGGCGAUGAGCAGUAUAAGGAGGACAUUUCUACAGGUAAAGAUCUGAUCUAUAUUAAUGCUAACAGUAUAAAGGAAGAAGAAAAUACAGAUGUGAACGGCGAUGAGCAGUAUAAGGAGGACAUUCCUAGAGGAAAAGAUCCAAUCUAUAUUAAUGCUGCAGACAAAAAGGAAGAAGAGGAGAAAGAUGUGAGUGGUGAUGAGCAGUGUAAGUUAAACAUUCCUACAGGUAACCGUCCAGAUUCUUGUACCAGGAGAUCAGAGGAGAAUCUUAUAUCUUCAGAUUAUAAAGCAGAUGAUGAUAUCACACAAGAUACAUAUGAAGAACAUUCCAUUAUCCCAGAUACACCCUCAGCCCUUCACAGCCAAGAUCUCUCAUCUCAUCCUGUUAUACAAGUCCGACCUAAAGAUUCAUCUCAGUCUGUUAAACAAAAUAAGGAAAAGCGAUUUUCAUGUUCAGAAUGUGGGAAAUGUUUUCCUUGGAAAUCAAGUAUUGUUAAGCAUCAAAGAACUCACACAGGAGAUAAGCCAUUUUCAUGCUCAGAAUGUGGAAAAUGUUUUAGACAGAAUUCAAAUCUUGUUGAACAUCAAAGGAUUCACACAGGAGAGAAGCCAUUUUCAUGUUCAGAAUGUGGAAAAUGUUUUACAAAGAAAUCAAGUAUUGUUAGACAUCAAAGAACUCACACAGGUGAGAAGCCAUUUUCAUGUUCAGAAUGUGGGAAGUGUUUUACUUUUAAAACAGAUCUUGUUAAACAUCAAAGAAUUCACACAGGUGAGAAGCCAUUUUCAUGUUCAGAAUGUGGGAGGUGUUUUACUCAGAAAACAGAUCUUGUUAAACAUCAAAGAAUUCACACAGGAGAGAAGCCAUUUUCAUGUUCAGAAUGUGGAAAUCGUUUUUUCCAGAAAACAGAUCUUGUUAAACAUCAAAGAAUGCACACAGGAGAAAAACCAUUUUCAUGUUCAGAAUGUGGAAAAUGUUUUAAUAAAAAAAUAGAUCUUGUUAAACAUCAAAGAAUUCACACAGGAGAAAAGCCAUUUUCAUGUUCAGAAUGUGGAAAACGUUUUAGUCGGAAUGGAAAUCUUGUUGACCAUCAAAGGAUUCACACAGGUGAGAAGCCAUUUUCAUGUUCAGAAUGUGGAAAGUGUUUUAUUAAAAAAAUAGAUCUUGUUAAACAUCAAAGAAUUCACACAGGAGAAAAGCCAUUUUCAUGUUCAGAAUGUGGAAAACGUUUUAGUCGGAAUGGAAAUCUUGUUGAACAUCAAAGGAUUCACACAGGUGAGAAGCCAUUUUCAUGUUCAGAAUGUGGAAAAUGUUUUAGUCGGAAUGGACAUCUUGUUGAACAUCAAAGGAUUCACACAGGAGAAAAGCCAUUUUCAUGUUCAGAAUGUGGGAAAUUUUUUACUGUGAAAUUGUAUCUUCUUAAACAUCAAAGAAUUCACACAGGAGAAAAGCCAUUUUCAUGUUCAGAAUGUGGGAAAUUUUUUACUGUGAAAUUGUAUCUCCUUAAACAUCAAAGAAUUCACACAGGAGAAAAGCCAUUUUCAUGUUCAGAAUGUGGGAAAUGUUUCUCCCAUAGAUCACAGCUUGUUUUACAUGAAAAAGGUCACACGGGAGAGAAGCCAUUUUCAUGUUCAGAAUGUGGAAAAUGUUUUUCUCAAAAAUCUAUACUUAUUAGACAUCUAAGAAUUCACAUGAGAGAAGCCAAUAAAUGAUGCAGAUAAGAUAUCUAUAUAUUAACCAUGUACAUAGGAUAUCUGACAUUUAUACAUAUAUCAUAUACUGCAUCUCCAAACUUGUUCCCAAUUGUUAAUAAAAGUUUUCUUUUAGAACGUAGUCACCGAUCCAGCGAUGUCAUCACUAUAGUUUAUAUGGUAGGAAAAGAGUGUGAUAUAUGGUUGUGAUAUUCACUGCACCUCAUGGAGAAGACCCAACAGGCAUAAUCCAUGGGGAGCUGCUACUGGAGACCCAAACACCUCAGAGAGAAGGGACUUAUUCCAGUGAUGAAGAAUUCCAGGACAUGACCAGAUUAGAGACACAAAAUCACUUCUAUCUUCUGGCUUCUAGGACAUUAUUCUGAUGGAAGAACUUUACACAUUAUAUAAAGUCCUAUAGGUGUUGGGGAACAUUUAUAGACAAUUAUCCCAAGUAAAAGAAGUAAUGCAGUAACUCACCACUAGGGAUGAGGGAGCCGAGCCCAGAACCCAGAUUUAACUCCAAUUUCGUGGUUGCAGUGACUCUAAGAAUUUUUUAACACUUCCAGGUUCAGCUUGCCAGUCCUGGGUAAUGUGUGUGAUAACAACAUGAGGGAUGAAGAACACAUGGCGUUCCAUGAUGAGAUCUGUUCCAUGAUGAGAGAUGUUGUAGUACCGCAGCAGUGCAGGAGUCCCGGAUAGCUGCGAAGAAAAGAUGCAGAAUCUAUGUGAGCAUUUCCGCACAGAUUCCACACAAAUUCAACAUCUUUUUACCAUCUGCAGAAUUCUGCACUGAACCAAUGCGGAUAUAGAAUUCAUGCAGAUGUGAGGAAUUUACAUUGUGUGACCACGGCCUAAGUCUUCUGAGAUAAUGACCCCUAAAUCCCUUUCCCCAGACACUGAGGUCAGGACUGUAUCACAUAUUCUAUAUUAUGCCCGGGGGUUAUUACCCCCCAUUAUCUUGCACUUCUCCACAUUAAAUAUCAGUGUCCAGAGUUCUGACCAUUCCUCUAGAUAAUCUCAAUCCUUUCCCAUUUGUCGUAUCCCUCCAGGAACAUUAAUCCUGUUACAAAUCUUGGUAUCAUCUGCAAAAAGAACAAUACUGAACCCCCGAGACCUUCUGUAAUAUCACAAAUAAUAAUAUUACACAAUGGGCCCCAGUACAGAUCCCUGAGGGCCCCACUGGUAACAAGACCUUGCUCUGAAUAUUCUCCAUUAACUACAACCCUCGAUACAAUACAAUAUGGAGUCCAAGCCCAAAGACUGCUAUGUGAACAGUGUCAGAAGCCUUAACCUGGGAUCAGUGGAGGAGAAGGGAAGCAUAAGCUACUUCCACCGACCAAUCCUGGAAAGAGAGUCUACUCCUGUCAGUCUCUAGGAUUUGGCAUAUUGCCGCUCUGAGCAGGCACAUCUAAAGGCACCAUGUAGCGGUUCUUAAGCGGCGGAUCCGCAGCUUAAAAUACGCAGUGUAUCCACCCGUGGGGACCUUCCCUAAAUGGGAAAAUUUUUUUUUUUUUUUUAAGUUUUUUUUUAUAUGAGAAAGGACUUUUUAAAUAUUAUAAAAAAAUAUAUAUAUUUUUUAAAAUUUUAUUUCAACGAAAUUCAAUAUUUUUUUAUUGGGAAGGGGUUAAUUCACAUUUAUUAUUUUUAACAAUUUAUUAUUAUUUUUUUACUCUUUUAGUCCCCAUCGGGGACUAUUACAUCCAAUCUGUAGAUUGCAUACACUCAUUAAUGCUAUGCCAUAGCAUAGCAUUGAUCAGUGUUAUCGGCGCUCCUUUAAUAAUGGCUGGCAGCAGUAAAGGAGCUACGAUUGGCCACAGGGAGCAGGGUAAGGGACCUCACAGCUGAUCGGGACACCACGAUUUCAUGUGGUGAUCCCAAUCAGCAUCCCUGAGCUAACCGGCAGUUAACUUCAGGACUUUUAGACACCGCGAUCAACUUUGAGGGGUUAAUGCGGGUCCCAGCUAUGACACGCUCAGCUGCUGAGCGCACUGCAUAGCUCGGGAGUGGAGAGUGCAGGCAGCUUACCUCACCUCCAUGAUACCUGCCGGUGGGACUCCCGCCGGCAGGUAUUGGGAACAUCCCUACAGCUCUGUUGUGUACACAGACAGCUCAGCUACAUGUACAUUACACAUAUACAGCUCUACUGUGUACACAUACAGCCCAGCUACAUGCACAUUACACAUAUACAGCUCU
Messenger RNA from Hyla sarda, 4643 nucleotides. Its product is annotated as zinc finger protein 260-like. The coding region runs from base 141 to 2468 and encodes 775 amino acids. The transcript has 3 exons. Lineage: Eukaryota; Metazoa; Chordata; Amphibia; Anura; Hylidae. The record is from RefSeq and is a predicted model, not a curated record.